Molecule: messenger RNA, 462 nt
Organism: Prunus armeniaca (apricot)
Lineage: Eukaryota; Viridiplantae; Streptophyta; Magnoliopsida; Rosales; Rosaceae
Source: the annotation of a GenBank genome assembly
AUGCUGAAGAGGAGGAAUGUUUUAGAGAGAACUACUUUACAGCAGAAGAAUAAGAAGAUCAACAAUAAUGAAGUUCACAGUGUGAAGAAAAACAGGUUUUUGAUCACAGUGAAUGUUGUUGGAAGCGCAGGGCCAAUAAGGUUUGUGGUGAAUGAAGAUGAUCUUGUUGCUGGGGUCAUCGACACUGCUCUCAAGUCCUAUGCUCGUGAAGGCCGCCUACCACUUCUUGGUUCCGAUGUCAAGGAUUUCCUUCUCUACUGCGCUAACGCAGGAUCUGACGCCUUAAGUCCAUGGGAAAGUAUAGGAUCUCAUGGGGGAAGGAACUUUGUGCUGAGCAAAAAGCAGAAGGCAGUGCAGAAUGUUGCAGAGAGAAAGCCAGAGAUGACAGCUCCAAAGGGAUCAGUUAGUAGCUGGAAGGCAUGGCUCAACAAAUCAUUUCCUUUCAAGAUAUCAUCUCACUGA